Amphimedon queenslandica is the source of this 541-nucleotide messenger RNA. RefSeq names its product peptidase M20 domain-containing protein 2-like. The record is from RefSeq and is a predicted model, not a curated record. Gene Ontology annotation, molecular function: dipeptidase activity. Lineage: Eukaryota; Metazoa; Porifera; Demospongiae; Haplosclerida; Niphatidae. The transcript has a single exon. Bases 84 to 461 code for a protein of 125 amino acids.
CUCCGACGAGCAGCGAGUUGGAGACACUAAGAGCUAAAGUGGUCUUGUGCUUUGAGGCUGCAGCGACUGCAACCGGGUGCACAAUGAAGACAGAACCUGUCGGGAAAAUAUACAAGAACGUCGUCUGUAACCCAAUUCUUGGGAAAAUGUACGAGCAAAACUAUCGCCAGUUGGGCGUGACUGAUUAUGAGUACUCUGGCGAUUUGACGGCUUCGACUGAUUUUGGUAAUUUUUCGCAAGAAGUCCCCGGGCUUCAUCCUCGUUACUGCGUGGGUGGAGGGAAAGUGGCAACUCAUAGUCCUCCAUUUGCGGGCGUGGCUAACACUCUAGAGUCUCACGCUAAGACUUUACUGGUUGCAACAACUCUGGGCAUGACUUGUGUUGAUGUGUUGAAGGGAGGGGAGAAAUUGCUGAGUGAGAUAAAGGAGGAAUUUGAUAAACAAAUGGCAGCUUUAAAGUGAUGUAAUAUCACUGUUAUUAAUUCAUUGACUUGCUGAAUAAUAAAUAUUGCAUUGAUAAUUUGCUGAAUAUAAAUGAAAAA